Molecule: messenger RNA, 1569 nt
Organism: Knipowitschia caucasica
Lineage: Eukaryota; Metazoa; Chordata; Actinopteri; Gobiiformes; Gobiidae
Source: the annotation of a GenBank genome assembly
AUGGAGACGACAUGUGAUGAUGAGGAGGUGUCAGCGAUGAGGAAGAGCAGAAACAGUUCCGCCAACAAUUUCUUCAAAAAUCUCACUAAUUACAGCUGGAUGGCGAAGCUGGAGGGCUUUGAGUUCUGGCGGCAGACGCUGAAGGAGGCGCGCUUUGUGGUGGCGCCGAUGGUGGACCAGAGCGAGCUGGCGUGGCGUCUGCUGAGCCGGCGCCACGGUGCCCAGCUCUGCUACACGCCCAUGUUCCACGCUCAGGUGUUCGUGAGAGACGCCAACUACAGGAGAGAGAACCUGCUCAACGAGGUCUGUGCGGAGGACCGGCCGCUCAUCACACAGUUCUGUGCCAACGACCCGGAGGUGUUCAUCCAGGCCGCUCUGCUCGCUCAGGAUUACUGCGACGCCAUCGACCUCAACCUGGGCUGCCCUCAGAUGAUCGCCAAGAGAGGUCACUACGGCGUCUUCCUGCAGGAGGAGUGGGAUCUACUGGAGAGGAUGGUGAGGUUGGCCCAUGAGAAGCUGUCUGUGCCCAUCACCUGUAAGAUCCGUGUGUUUGAGGACGUCGAGAAGACGGUCCGUUACGCACAGAUGCUGGAGAAGGCCGGCUGCCAGCUGCUGACGGUGCACGGCAGAACCAAGGACCAGAAAGGUCCUCUGACGGGGGUCGCGAGCUGGGACCACAUCAAGGCCGUGAGGCAGGCGGUGAAGAUCCCAGUCUUCGCCAACGGGAACAUUCAGCAUCUGUCUGAUGUGGAGCUGUGCAUCCGGGAGACGGGGGUCCAGGGCGUCAUGAGCGCAGAGGGGAACCUCCAUAACCCCGCCCUGUUCGAGGGCUGCAGUCCCCCAGUGUGGGAGAUGGCAGAGGAGUAUCUGCAGGUGGUGAGGGAGCACCCGCCCUGCACCCUGUCCUUCAUCAGAGCUCACCUCUUCAAACUGUGGCACCACACGCUGCAGAUCCACCAGGACCUGAGGGAGGAGUUGGCCAAAGUGAAGACGGUGGAGGCUCUGGCCCACGUCAGUCUGCAGCUGAAGCUCCGCUGUCAGGAGGAGAUCUCUCGCUGUGACGGAGCAGAGGAGAAGGACAGUGGUCUCCCCGCCCCACACUGGAUCUGUCAGCCUUAUGUCCGGCCCCCGCCCAAGGAGCCGCUGGUGAACGGGAACAGCUUGUCCUCGGAGCUGAAGAAACCCGCCGGCCACAAGAGGGCGCUGCAGGACGACCCUGACUCCACCCAGGACGGUCUGUCAAAGAACAAGCAGAAGAAGAGGUCACGGAAACCCCACAAGAACUUCAGCCUGGAGCAAAAACCAAAGUACAUAAAGUGUGAGCAGUGCGGGAACCCGAAGGGAAACAAGUGUGUGUUCAACCUGUGUCGCGGCUGCUGCAAGAAGAAGGCCUUCAAAGAGGUGGCCGACUGUUUAAGUCACGGGCUGAAGUUCAAGACGAAAGCCGACAAACGCAGACUGGAGGAAGAGGAGAAGGAGAAGGAGGAAGAGGAGAGGGGGACAGUUCCAGUUCCUCCCACUGACCACAGCCUCCCCCUCCCCCUCCCAAACGGACAGACCAUCCUAUGA